AUGUUGUAUAAAUAUGAAACAAAGAGCAAUAGAGUCAAGGGACUGAGCUUCCAUCCAACUCGUCCAUGGAUCCUUGCUUCCUUGCACUCUGGUGCCAUCCAUCUCUAUGAUUAUCGCAUCAAGACUGUGUUGGAGAAGUUUGAAGAGCAUGAUGGACCUGUAAGAGGUAUCAACUUCCAUCAUACUCAGCCAUUGUUUGUCAGUGGUGGCGAUGAUUAUAAGAUCAAGGUUUGGAAUUAUAAGCAGCGUCGUUGUUUGUUCACAUUGAAGGGACAUAAGGACUACAUUAGGACAGUGGAGUUCCAUCGCGAGGCCCCAUGGAUCUUGUCUGCAUCGGACGAUCAGAUCAUCAGAAUCUGGAACUGGCAGUCGAGAACCUGCAUCGCCGAGCUCAAUGGCCACAACCACUAUGUGAUGUGCGCCAGCUUCCAUCCCAAGGACGACCUGAUCGUGUCGGCCUCACUCGAUCAGACUAUCAGAAUCUGGGACAUCUCGGGCCUCAAGAAGAAGACCACCACAAUCAAGGCCUACCAGAACAACGACACACUCAGACUGCAGGACGAGAUCUUUGGCACGGACGUCGUCGUCAAGCUGUCGCUGGAGGGCCACGACCGUGGUGUCAACUGGGCAGCAUUCCAUCCCACCCAGCCAUACAUCGUGUCGGCCUCGGACGACCACCAGGUCAAGCUGUGGAAGAUGAACGACAAUGUCGACACCUUCCGUGGCCAUCUCAACAAUGUGUCGUGUGCACUGUUCCACCCGCGACAGGACCUCAUCAUCUCAGACUCGGAGGACAAGACCAUCCGCAUCUGGGACAUGGUGAAGCGCACACCCAUUCAAACCAUCCGUCGUGAGCACGAUCGCUUCUGGACUCUGGCGUCUCACCCCACCGCCAACCUGUUUGCCGCAGGCCACGACAGCGGCAUGAUCGUGUUCAAGCUUGAGCGCGAGCGUCCCACCUACGUGUUCAACGGCACCGAGGGCAUCUUCUAUCUCAAGAAGAAGCACUUCAACUCGUACGACUUCUCGACCGGUCGCUCGAUCCCUCUGUUCAACAUUACCAAGCUGCCCGCAAACAACGGCACACAGGUCAUGUCGUACAAUGCUGCCGAGCGCGCUGUGCUCGUGUCGUCCGACUCUGAGGGCGGCUCCUACCACCUGUACAAGAUCCCCACCAGGGACACCAACAACGUCGACACCAAGAAGGGCACUGGCAUGGCUGCCAUCUUUGUCGGCAGCAACAGGUUCGCCGUGUUGGACAAGUCCAACAACAUCAUCAUCAAGGGCAUCGACAAUGAGGAGGUCAAGCGCUUCCAGCCCGCCGUCACUGUUGAGUGGCUGUUCCCCGCGCCCGUUGGCCACGUCCUCGUUAUGUCAGACGAGAAGAUGAUGCUCUUUGACAUCCAGACCAAGAACCCCGUGGCCGAGCUGGCCACCCCAUCCAUCCGCUACGUCAUCUGGUCCAAGGACUUCAACUUUGUUGCCUUGUUGGCACGUGACAGUAUCAUCCUGGCCACCAGGAAGCUGGAGCAGAUCUGCAUCGUCAGCGAGGCCGUCCUGCCCAAGAGCGGUGUGUGGGACGAGCAUGGAGUGUUCAUCUACACCACAUCCAACCAUCUCAAGUACCUGUUACCAAACGGCGACAAUGGCACAAUCAAGACCAUCGACACCACCCUCUACCUUACUGGUGUCAAGGGCAGCAAGGUGUUUGCCAUGGACCGCGAGUUCAAGAAGCGUGUGAUCGAGAUCGACAACACCGAAUACAUCCUCAAGCUGUCGCUCCUGCAGAAGAAGUACGGCGACGUCAUUAAGAUCCUUCGCGAGAGCCGUCUCGUAGGCAAGUCCAUCAUUGGCUACCUCCAGAAGAAGGGCUACCCCGACGUCGUCCACUUUGUCAAGGACGACCGCACACGUUUCAACCUGGCCCUUGAGUGUGGCAACAUCGACAUUGCACUGCAGUCUGCCAAGAUCCUGGACGACAAGGAGUGCUGGUCGCGUCUUGGUGUGGAGGCCCUGCGCCAGGGCAACCACCAGAUCGUCGAGAUGGCAUACAGCAGGACUGGAGAGUUUGAUCGUCUGAGCUUCCUCUACCUGCUGGUGGGCAACCUCACCACACUCAAGAAGAUGGUCAAUUACGAGAACACCGACAUCAUGAGCAAGUUCCAGUACGCCCUCUACCUGGGCGAUGUCGAUGAGCGCAUUAAGCUCCUGCUCGAGGCCGGACUGCAUCACCUGGCCUAUCUGGCCGCAGCCACCAACGGUCUCACCGAGAAGGCCGAGGCCAUUGCCAAGCAGAUUCUUGCCAAUCCAAAGAACAACCAGCUGCCCAACAUUCCCAAGAACACCACUCUCCUACAGCCCCCACAACCCGUAUACAUUGCCGCCGAGACCAACUGGCCACUUCUCACCAUUGCCAAGACCUCGAUCGAUUUGAAUGCUGGCGAUGGAAGAAAGUUUGGCAUGGAAGACGGAGGCAGCGGAGAUUCUAGUCCCAUCGCCACUGGAGGUGGCGGCUGGGGUGACGAGGACGUCAUGGACGAGGACUCUGCCACAGACAAGCCCGCCAAGACUGAGGACGGUGGAUGGGAGGACGACAUUGAGAUCGAAGCGACUGGAGGCGAGGGAUGGGGACUGGACGAGCUCAAGGGCCUCGAGUCUGUUGACUCUGGCCAUCAAGACUCCUUCUUUGUACCACCACAACCAGGCCCAUCGUUCAGCCAGAUUUGGGCACGCAACUCCAACUUUGCCGUGGACCACGUCGCAUCGGGCUCCUUCGAGACCGCCAUGAACAUCUUCAACCAACAGCUGGGUAUCGUCAACUUUGAGCCACUCAAGCAACUGUUCCUUAACAUCCACCAGGCCACACGUCUGUCGCUGGGCGCCCUCACAUCGGUGCCAUCACUGCUAGAGCCAGUGCAGCGCAAGCACGGACAACCAUUCAUCCCCUACAACCUCAACCACUUGAUCGACCGACUAAAGUCACAGGCGUACCGCGCCACCACCGAGGGCAGAUUUAACGAAGCACUGGAGCACUUCACCUACAUUCUACACACAUCACUGUUCACGACCGUCGACAACCGACAGGAGUUCAACGAGGUCAAGGAGCUGAUGAGCGUGUGUCGCGAGUACAUCAUGGGCAUCAGACUGGAGCUGGAGCGCAAGCAGAUUGAGCUGGGCAGCAGACAUGCUGAGCUGGCCGCCUACUUCACGCACUGUAAUUUAGAACCAACCCAUUUGAUUCUCAGUCUUAGAUCCGCCAUGAACUGCGCCUACAAGGUCAAGAACUUCACAUUGGCCUCAUCAUUUGCCAAGAGACUACUCGACCUUAAUCCACCUCAAGAACUGUCAACUCAAGCUCGUAAGGUAUUCAACUUUGCUCAACAGAACCCUACAGCAGGAGAUAUUAAGAUGAACUAUGAUGAGCGCAAUCCAUUCGUACUUUGUGGUCUCACUUUGACACCAAUAUACAAGGGAUCGCCAAUGGUCAAGUGUCCUUUGUGUAUGACCUCUUACCAGCCAGCUCACAAGGGCAAGGUGUGUCCAACCUGCCAGCUUGCCGAGAUUGGCAAGGAGGCUUCUGGUCUGCAGUUGGUCAUGCUUCAAAAGUAA
Acytostelium subglobosum LB1 is the source of this 3609-nucleotide messenger RNA. RefSeq lists its product as hypothetical. The transcript has 3 exons. The record is from RefSeq and is a predicted model, not a curated record. NCBI's taxonomy places the organism in Eukaryota, Evosea, Eumycetozoa, Acytosteliales, Acytosteliaceae. Gene Ontology annotation, molecular function: protein binding; structural molecule activity. The coding region runs from base 1 to 3609 and encodes 1202 amino acids. Gene Ontology annotation, biological process: intracellular protein transport; intra-Golgi vesicle-mediated transport; endoplasmic reticulum to Golgi vesicle-mediated transport. Gene Ontology annotation, cellular component: COPI vesicle coat.